Capronia epimyces CBS 606.96 is the source of this 1629-nucleotide messenger RNA. RefSeq names its product T-complex protein 1 subunit gamma. The record is from RefSeq and is a predicted model, not a curated record. Gene Ontology annotation, biological process: protein folding. The coding region runs from base 1 to 1629 and encodes 542 amino acids. Gene Ontology annotation, molecular function: ATP hydrolysis activity; ATP-dependent protein folding chaperone; ATP binding. Gene Ontology annotation, cellular component: chaperonin-containing T-complex. NCBI's taxonomy places the organism in Eukaryota, Fungi, Ascomycota, Eurotiomycetes, Chaetothyriales, Herpotrichiellaceae. The transcript has 5 exons.
AUGCAGGCCCCUGUGGUGGUGAUGAAUACGGGAGCCGGAGACAGACAAGUCGGGCGCAAGGCACAAAUAUCAAAUAUCACCGCUGCGAAAACGGUUGCGGAUAUCAUAAGAUCAUGUCUCGGGCCCAAAGCGAUGUUGAAAAUGCUUCUGGAUCCCAUGGGAGGGAUUGUCUUGACCAACGACGGUCAUGCAAUCCUACGAGAGAUCGAAGUGGCGCAUCCGGCAGCAAAGAGUAUGAUUGAACUGAGCCGGACGCAAGAUGAAGAAGUCGGAGAUGGUACCACAACAGUCAUCAUAUUAGCUGGCGAAAUCCUUGCGCAAGCCCUCCCGCAGCUCGACCGAAACAUCCACCCCGUAGUCAUCAUACAAGCGUUCAAAAAGGCCCUCGCGGAUGCUCUUUCCAUUGUUGAAGAGGUUUCAAUACCGGUGGAUACUUCAAGCGACAAACAGAUGGCAUCACUCAUCAAGUCGUCCAUCGGCACGAAGACGGUCUCGAGAUAUUCCGACCUUAUGUGUUCCCUAGCCCUGAAAGCAGUGCGAACCGUGGCGCAAGAUCAGACCUCACCCCAGGAAAUUGACAUCAAGCGCUAUGCCCGUGUGGAAAAGAUUCCGGGAGGAGAGAUCGAAGAAUCACGGGUAUUAGACGGAGUCAUGGUAAACAAAGACAUCACACACGCAUCGAUGCGCAGACGGAUAGAGAACCCAAGAAUUGUACUGCUGGACUGUCCGCUCGAAUACAAGAAGGGCGAGUCGCAAACAAAUAUUGAAAUCACGGACGAAGACUCCUGGAACAGGAUCCUGCACAUUGAAGAGGAACAGGUCAAGAAGCUCUGCGAGGCAAUUCUGGCCGUCAAGCCUGACCUGGUCAUCACUGAAAAGGGCGUCUCGGACCUCGCACAGCACUACUUUGUCAAAGCAGGCGUCACGGCCCUCCGCCGUGUACGAAAGACGGAUAACAACCGCAUUGCGAGAGCCACUGGAGCCACCAUUGUAAACCGGGUCGACGACCUUGUUGAAUCGGACGUCGGCACGGGCUGUGGUCUGUUUGAGAUCGAAAAGAUCGGUGACGAAUACUUCACCUUUCUGACGAAAUGCAAAAACCCCAAGGCCUGCACGAUCCUACUGCGCGGUCCCUCGAAAGACAUCCUCAACGAGGUUGAACGUAACCUCCAAGACGCCAUGUCCGUGGCUCGCAACGUCAUGUUCCAUCCACGCCUGUCUCCCGGAGGUGGUGCCACUGAGAUGGCCGUGUCGGUGCGUCUAGCCCAGAGAUCCAAGUCCAUCGAGGGCGUCAUGCAGUGGCCGUACCGCGCGGUCGCCGAGGCCAUGGAAGUCAUCCCACGCACGCUGAUCCAGAAUGCCGGCGCCAGCCCCAUCCGCAUCUUGACCCAGCUGCGUGCGAAACAUGCCGAAGGGAAAUCAAGCUUCGGCGUCGACGGCGACACCGGCAACGUCGUGGACAUGAAGGAGUACGGGGUCUGGGAGCCACAGGCGGUCAAGAUGCAGAGUAUCAAGACGGCCGUCGAGAGUGCUUGCUUGUUACUUCGUGUCGAUGACAUCUGUAGCGCGAAGAGCGCGAAGCAGGUCGGCGGGAGUGGUUUGUCUGGUGGCGGUGGCGGAGAAGAGUAG